AGGCGCCAUGGGGGCGCGCGGGGCGGCGGCGGCGGCGCUGGCGGUGGCGGUGGGGCUGGCGGCGGCGCUGCAGGGGCCCCCGGGGCCGGCGGCGGGCGGCGAGGCGUGCGGAGGGCUGCGGGGGGACCGCGCCGUCCUCGGCAACAACACUCAUCAGUGCGUCUUCGAUGAUCUCAGCGGAUCUGUGUCCCUCUCCUGGGUGGGCGACAGCACCGGGGUCAUCCUGGUGCUGACGACGUUCCAGGUGCCGCUGGUGAUCAUGAGCUUUGGGCAGUCCAAACUCUACCGCAGCGAGGACUAUGGGAAGACCUUCAAGGACAUCACCAGCCUCAUCAACAACACCUUCAUCCGCACCGAGUUUGGCAUGGCCAUCGGCCCCGAGAACUCGGGCAAGGUCAUCCUGACGGGCGACGUCUCUGGAGGCAGCCGAGGUGGCAGGAUCUUCCGCUCGUCCGAUUUCGCCAAGAACUUUGUCCAGACGGAUUUACCCUUCCACCCGUUGGUGCAGAUCACCUACCACCCCCAGAACUCUGACCUCCUGCUCGCCCUCAGCACCGAGAACGGCCUCUGGAUCUCCAAAGAUUUUGGGGAGAACUGGAAAGAGAUCCACAAAGCUGUCUGCCUGGCGAAGUGGGGUGCGAAUGACGUCAUCUUCUUCACCACCUACCUGAACAACUCCUGCAAAGCUGAUCUGGGGUUACUGGAGCUAAAGAAAACCUCCGACUUCGGCAAAGCCUUCAAGGUCAUUGGCACCAAGAUUUAUUCCUUCGGACUGGGAGGACGCUUUCUUUUCGCCUCCGUCAUGACAGAGAAGGGUACCACGAGACGCAUUCACGUCUCCCUCGACCAAGGCGAGACCUGGAACAUGGCCCAACUCCCUUCCGUCGGCCAUGAACAGUUUUACUCCAUCCUUGCUGCUAACGACGACCUGGUGUUCAUGCAUGUGGACGAGCCGGGCGACACAGGGUUUGGCACCAUCUACACCUCCGAUGACCGCGGCAUUGUCUACUCCAAGUCUUUGGAGCGGCAUCUCUACACCACCACUGGAGGGGAGACUGAUUUCACCAACGUCACCUCGUUACGGGGUAUCUACAUCACCAGCGUCCUCUCUGAAGACAACUCCAUCCAGUCCGUGAUCACCUUUGACCGUGGUGGAGAGUGGGUACCGCUGAGGAAACCCAAAAACACCACUUGUGACUCCACGGCCAAGAGCAAGGAAGAGUGCAGCCUCCACAUCCACGCCUCCUACAGCAUCUCCCAGAAGCUGAACGUCCCCAUGGCUCCGCUCUCCGAGCCCAACGCUGUCGGCAUCGUCAUCGCCCACGGGAGUGUCGGGGGGGCCAUCUCGGUGAUGAGCCCUGAUGUCUACAUCUCGGACGACGGGGGCUACACGUGGGCGCGGAUGCUGGAGGGGCCGCACCACUACGCCAUCCUGGACUCGGGUGGUCUCAUCGUCGCCAUUGAGCACACCAUCCAACCUGUCAACGUCAUCGAGUUCUCGACGGACGAAGGGCAGUGCUGGUACAAGUACACUUUCUCCAAGGAGCCCAUCUUCUUCACGGGUCUGGCGUCGGAGCCGGGUGCGCGCUCCAUGAACGUCAGCAUCUGGGGCUUCCGCGGGAGCUUUCUCUCCCGCAAGUGGGUUUCCUACACCAUCGACUUCAGCGAGCUGCUCAGCAGGACCUGUGAGGACAAGGACUAUACCAUCUGGCUGGCGCACUCCAGCGAUCCCAGCGACCCCAGCGACGGCUGCAUACUGGGAUACAAGGAGCAGUACCGGCGUCUCCGCAAGUCCUCAGUGUGCCAGAACGGCCGGGACUACGUGGUGACCAAGCAGCCGUCCGUCUGUCCCUGCACACUGGAGGAUUUCCUCUGUGAUUUUGGAUACUACCGCCCAGAGAACCAGUCGGUGUGUGUGGAGCAGCCGGAGCUGAAGGGACACGACCUGGAAUUCUGCCUCUAUGGCAGACAGGAGCUGCUCAAGACCAGCGGGUAUCGGAAAAUCCCUGGAGACAAGUGUUCAGGAGGGGAGAACCCAAGCCGGAAGGAGACAGACAUGAAGAAGAAAUGCACCAGCAACUUCCUCAACCCCAGCCAGCUGACAGCAUCUGCCAGCUCCACCCCCAUCAUCCUGGCUGUGGUUGCCGUGCUGCUCGUCACCGCCGUGGCCGGAGUCCUCAUCGUCAAGAAAUACGUCUGUGGGGGCAGGUUCCUGGUCCAUCGCUAUUCCGUCCUCCGGCAGCACGCGGAGGCCAAUGGCGUCGAGGGGAUGGAGGCGCUGGACUCUGCCCCCCCGGCCACCAAAGUGGGAUACCACGAUGACUCUGACGAGGACCUCCUGGAGUAGCAGAACAGCAGCGCCGAGGCGGGGGACACCGCCACGCCGGGGACACCGCCACCUCCACCGCGCAGACGGGGCCCCCCCUGCGCCCAGAGGGCUGCGCCCCCAAACCCGCUGCCUGCUCAGCCCCUUUGCUGCUGGCAGGGGACACACACGCAGAGGUUUAACUUAACUCCGCUUUAAUAUUUCCUUCCAGCGCAGGGAGCGUAUGUAGGUGGUGGCUUUUAGGGUCUUUUAUUUGGUUUAUUUUUUUCCCCUUUUCUGGGCUCUUUUAUUUAAAGGAGAGGAUGGGGGGAGCCCCGAGGGGUCACUGCUGCUGGGGGGGCUCAGGGGGCAGCGACCAGACUCCCUGCAGCUCCCGUCUCCGCUUUCCUUCUCCAAAGCCCCCCUAUUCCCCCUAGGCUGGGGGAUCCCCAUGGCCCUGGGAUUCCAGCUUGGCUCUGCUCCCCCUCCUUUCCCCCGGGCUGGCCUUGGCCAAGGGAAUGCAGCAAUAAUGAAUUAAAGCUUGAAGCUUUUUAACGAGGGGCUGAGGGGGGGGCUCAGCCCUGACCCUGCCUCAACCGGCAGCAGUGUGGGCAAGACGGGGGGGUGGUGAGAGCAGCCCCCCCAGAGUGGGUUGCCCCCCUCCACCGCCCCCGGGUUUUGGUCCCAGCACUGUUAUGGUGUCCUUACACUGGAUCUCCCCUUUAUUUCGGGGGGUGGGCUGCAGCCCCCAGCUCUCAGCUGAGGUGCAGGGGCUUUAGGGGACCCCUCCUCCAUCCAGCUGGGUUUGGGGGGUGCAGGGAGAUGGGGGGGAGGUGCAGAAUGACAUCCCCCCCCCACACACCCCAUGGCUAUCGAGCCAUGCUGUCGCUACACGUGGCCUCCGCUCUUGCUCCCAGGGGCUCUGCAAAGCCUGCUGCCCCCCCUCCCCGGCACGGACACCCCCACACCGGCCCUGAAUGCCGGCAGGAUCGGGGCCGGGGGGGUGCACAGCCGCAGCACCUCUUGCAUGUGCUUCAGUGUCCCCAUGGGGUUCACGUCGGGAUGGGGACAGGGAUGCAGUGUAACCCCCCCCCAACUAAAAGCCAUAGCCCUGUGCCCACCCCCCUCACCCCGGCUCCUUCC
Cuculus canorus (common cuckoo) is the source of this 3448-nucleotide messenger RNA. It is a transcript of the gene SORT1, whose product is annotated as sortilin 1. Lineage: Eukaryota; Metazoa; Chordata; Aves; Cuculiformes; Cuculidae. The record is from RefSeq and is a predicted model, not a curated record. Gene Ontology annotation, cellular component: Golgi apparatus; membrane. The coding region runs from base 8 to 2347 and encodes 779 amino acids. Gene Ontology annotation, molecular function: protein binding. Gene Ontology annotation, biological process: Golgi to endosome transport; vesicle organization; endocytosis. The transcript is spliced from 20 exons.